UGAAGAUCUUGAUCACGAUGCCACGCAGGUGCUUUCUGCUCCACCUCUACAUCAUGUUACAGUGCAUCUUCUGGGUAUAGAUGUACAAUCAGUAACUCUUCUGUUACAACUUCGUUCAGACAUUUCUUACUGGUAGAACAGAAUCACGAUAAUCCAUUUGAUAAGUUAACACGCUGACCUCUGAUGAACAUAGUUUGAGAUCGCAGCAGUCGGACUGCCUUUCAUCUCGGUUUCAGUGAUGUGAUAUUGGCCGGUCUUAGAAAUACGAAAGUCUCCGAGAUGGCUGUUUAGUAUAUAUCUACGGAUUUUAUCCCUUCGGAAUCAGUAAAACAACCCCAGACGCAACAUGCAACCCAUCCCUGCAGGUUAUCCCAUUGAAGAAUUAUCUGGCCCUUUGAUCGUCGCUUGUCUCUUGCACUGGGGACUCUUCGGAACCCUUUCUGUGCAACUCUAUCUGUACUAUCUAGCAUUUCCAAAUGACAGACAAUCCACAAAAUGUCUCGUCUAUGUCAUCUACACUAUCGAAUUUGUGCAGACCCUACUUGUUGCUCACGACGAGUUUGAAACAUUCGGGAACGGCUUCGGUGAUAUUAAAAGCCUUAUCGGAAUCAGUUUUAGUUGGUUAACUGUCCCUAUCAUGAGCGCUGUCGUUGCUUGUGUCGGACAGUUCUUCUAUGCAUACCGAAUAUUCAUAUUGUCAAAGUCACGAACGAUCCCGGUAUUUGUCACUUGUGUAUCGUUGACCAGUUCUGUGGCAGGUAUAGUUACAGGUGUCUACUGUUUACAAGCAGGUGACAUCACUAAGCUCAACAACCGGAAGACAUCCAUCUCUGUCGGGAUUUGGUUGGGAGCCUCUGCCUUGUGCGAUAUCAUCAUCGCUGUCUGCAUGACCUACUAUCUUAUGCGUAGUAAUACUGGUUUUCAUCGCACCCGACUUCUGGCCACAAAGCUAAUUCGUCUCACCAUUGAAACGGGAACUGUGACAGCUGUUGUCGCCCUGCUCUGUCUUAUCCUCUUUUUUGCCCUCCCUCAUCAGACUUUCUAUGUUCCAUCAGCACUCAUUAUUCCAAAGCUGCAGGCUAAUACCGUUCUCAUGGUACUGAAUUCGCGAAUCCGAAUUUUGGGGGGACGGAAUACCUAUCUGUCUUCAACGGCUAUGGUACGAGAUAUCACCUGCCAAUCAACAGGGGGCACAAAGCCCACGGACAGGAUGCAAAGUCAUGCAGUAGUUGUCACGGUAUCUAAACAGGUUUUCAACGAUGAUCUUGAAAUGGAUCGAGUGAAGGUCAGUCAUUGUGAUCUGUAUCGUUUUAGAGCUGACUCUCCCCCAAAAGGGCAAGCCACAGGAUGAUAGUGUGAUCCUCACUGCGUAAAUGAUAGUGUUCAUUUUUUGAACUUACGCUGUGUACGGGAACCCGCCCUGAUUUCUUUUUUGUAAUAUAAACCGAAGUCAGCAAAGUGUAAACAAAACAUACCAAACGGUAGCGG
Desarmillaria tabescens is the source of this 1488-nucleotide messenger RNA. RefSeq lists its product as uncharacterized. The record is from RefSeq and is a predicted model, not a curated record. The coding region runs from base 347 to 1351 and encodes 334 amino acids. The transcript has 9 exons. Lineage: Eukaryota; Fungi; Basidiomycota; Agaricomycetes; Agaricales; Physalacriaceae.